Messenger RNA from Choloepus didactylus (southern two-toed sloth), 675 nucleotides. It is a transcript of the gene INSL6, whose product is annotated as insulin like 6. The transcript is spliced from 2 exons. NCBI's taxonomy places the organism in Eukaryota, Metazoa, Chordata, Mammalia, Pilosa, Megalonychidae. The coding region runs from base 1 to 675 and encodes 224 amino acids. Gene Ontology annotation, molecular function: hormone activity. Gene Ontology annotation, cellular component: extracellular region. The record is from RefSeq and is a predicted model, not a curated record.
AUGCCGCGGCUUUUCUACUGUCUGCUGUGGCUCCUGCUGCUUGGAUUCUCUCUUGAGCAGGACGACAUCCGGAAGUCCAAGAAGCUAUGCGGCAGGCAUCUGCUGAAAGAAAUAGUAAAACUCUGUGGCCAAGAGGACUGGAGCCGGUUCGGGGAGGAAACCCCCUUCACUCAGCUGAUUUCUCAAGCUGCAGAGAAGGUUGCAGCUUUCCUUCCCGACGAGUUCAAAAGCCCUAUUGCAAUUACAACCCCUUCCCCAGUCCCGGGGACAGAUCCAAAUCCAGACUCUACUGCUGCCUCUCUGGAAAAAACAAUAAACAUUGUGGAGAUGCCAUCACUGCCUGAAUAUCAGUCUAAAAAAGCCAACUCGCCACCUGCUAAUACAAGAGAAUUUCCCUCAUUACAUGAUAUCAAUUCAUAUAUUCAAGAGAUUGUGGAAUUUCAGAAGAAAAAUACAAAAAAAAUUAAAACCUUAAGCAGUUUGUUUUGGGGGAAUCAUCCCCAAAGAAAACGCAGAGGAUAUUCAGAAAAGUGUUGUCUUGAAGGAUGUACAAAAGGAGAACUUAGCAUUGCAUGCAUUCCAUAUAUUAAUUUUAAAAAAGUAAAGAAGAAAAUAAGACCAAUUGUGACUUAUACUAACAAUCAUAGGAAUUAUACUAACUUAAUAAAAGCUUAA